GAUCUCCUUUGCGGUACUGCCGACCAAAGGAUCACUCGAACAGAUGCAAUGUUUGUUGGUGGGCCGGAAGCUCUUGCGUUGAAAGGACCUGCUCACAUUUUGAUUGAUAUCUAUCUAUUGUUAGCCUUCUGAACACUCCACUAUACUGUCUGUGGACAACAAACACACUCUGCCAAGAUGUCGUCAAUGGGCAAUGUAGACAAGUCGGCGCGAACACUAGCCAUCAAGGUCAAGGUCGCCGCCGUGGCCAACACGGAAAAUACACUGGACACGGUCUUUGAAUUCCUACCGUGUUGUGCCACUCAUGUCGGUACUAUUCCCGAAGACGUGGAUGCCGAAGAUGCCACUGCCGCGAAACUGAGUUAUGUCGGUCAAGCGGCAUAUCAAGUCCUGCGGACACGCCAUCCCCGGCAACACCAUCAACUCUGGAAUGUCACUACGGGCCGCGUGGUGGGAUCGCUCCAAUACACACCGUAUCGGUCCUGGAAGUCGACGCGAGAUUUGACAGCCGGCCACGACGACUGGUUCCCCGAGAAAUUGGCGGAAAUUAUUACAAGAACGCACAAAUGGUGUGACAUUAUGAGUCUGGGUCCACCCGAUGGAAUGUUCAUGACCAAAUUCAAAGAAGCACUGCAUGUAUUGGCACUGCGAUCGCACGCCACAAAUCAACGCAUUGUAGUGCGCAUGAUGUUUGGAAACAUUGUCGGAAUGCCCGUCAAUUGCACUGCCGUCAUUCGAGAACUCACCAAGGAUUUACCAUCAUGCACUCAACCGCAUAAGUUGCAUCUAUGGGUAGGAGCAUGGCGCAAGGGAACUUCCUGGAAUCACGCCAAGAUUAUUGCUGUCGACGGAAAAUACCUGCAUACGGGAGGACACAAUCUGUGGGAUUUUCAUUACCUCAAACACAAUCCGGUGCAUGACUUGAGUUUGGAAAUGGAAGGACGGGUGGCCAACGAUGGUCACUUGUUUGCCAAUGCGCAAUGGGCAUAUAUUGAACGAAAGCAACUCACGUGUAUUGGAAGUUGUGUCGAUCGAAUGCCCGAUGCCAUGCCCAUGUUUUUGCAGUCGCGGGUCACCGUCAGUGAAUACCCCGAAGGUGUGGCCGAUAUAUUCCCACCCAUGUACAAUCGAGCGCUCGUACUUGGACAGCAACCACAACAACCACAUGUCGACCCGGAAGGAACCAUUCCCGUCAUUAGCAUGGGACGCUAUGGAGCCGUCAUGAGACGGCACAAGCCGUCGGACGAUGCCAUUGUCGCCAUGCUGGAAUCGGCCCACAAAAUUGUGAGACUGGCAUUGCAAGAUUUGGGACCCGUUUGUAUUCCUGGCACGAAAAUCACCAUUCCCGGCUUGGUCUGGCCUCGAGACAUUUUACGAGCACUCGGGCGAAUCAUAUGGACCAAAGGAGUCGAUGUGGAAAUUCUAUUGAGUAAUCCCAACAGUAUCCCGGGGGGAUUGACACCGACCGAAGCCAAUUAUGGAAAUGGUUGGAACUGUGUCGAUGUGGCGUCGGAAAUUAUCAAAACCAUCGUCCAACAAUUUCCGCAAGAUGCUUGCACCAGAGACGCACUGCGGAAAAAGGUACAACACAAUCUACGACUGUGCUUUAUUCGAUUAGGAGACUUGGGAAGUACAUGGGAAGAUGGGACUACCAUUGGUAUGCAUGCCAAGCAUUUUAUCAUUGAUGACCGUGCUGCCUAUAUUGGGUCACAGAACUUGUACAUUUGUGACUUGGCAGAGUGGGGCGUGGUCAUUGAUGAUGAGACACAAGUGCAGAAAAUGAUGCAAGAGUAUUGGAAUCCAAUGUGGGAUGUGUCGUUUCUGGAUGCUGAUGUCGAUGUCGAAAUGGUCCUGGAUGGAUUGGGGAUCGAUCGAAGUGCUCCCAAUAGAUAUCAACUCUCUGCUGAGGAACGCAAAAUGGCAGACACCAACAAACGACGACGGUAUUCCGUCAACACACCAAUUCACUCGGACUUUUACGACACCUUCUCGGCUGAUUUGUCAGACACCACGGAGGAAGAAAAGAGUGACAAGUUGUGGUGACCUACCUGUCUCGCAAACCAAACAGUCCAAACCAGAGAACCAGCUUUCUCUCAGCAACUCGAUUCCUGCAACGUUACAACUGUGCCAUGUUUUCACUCCAU
Molecule: messenger RNA, 2144 nt
Organism: Seminavis robusta
Lineage: Eukaryota; Bacillariophyta; Bacillariophyceae; Naviculales; Naviculaceae
Source: the annotation of a GenBank genome assembly